CCGGAGCGCGCAGGAACCGCAUUCAGGGGGCAGAUCAUCAUAACAAGAGCAGCAGUCAUAAUCACUGAGGCCAGCAGCAGAAAGCACAUUGCUCCACACAGGGAAGAAAAAAAACACACACAGACACGGAAGAGAGUUGAGUGAAAGAGAAGCUGAGUGAGGGACGGACGGCAAGAAACACAGUUUAACUUUUACUGUGCGGGACAAUUAAAAAAAAAAAAACAACAGGAUAAAAAAGUGAAAAACCAAGAGGCCGAAAAGUGUUGGUGAAGAUGCCGCGGGUAGUUCCGGACCAGAGGAGCAAGUUUGAAAAUGAGGAGUUUUUCCGCAAGUUGAGCAGGGAGUGUGAGAUUAAAUACACUGGCUUCAGAGACCGGCCCCAUGAGGAGCGACAAGCCCGCUUCCAGAAUGCCUGCAGGGACGGACGGUCAGAAGUAGCCUUUGUAGCUACAGGUACCAACCUCUCUCUCCAGUUCUUUCCAGCCAACCUGCACGGAGAUCAGAGGCAGGUUCCUACAAGGGAAUACGUUGACUUCGAAAGAGAGACAGGAAAGGUCUAUUUAAAGGCCCCUAUGAUCUUGAAUGGGGUGUGUGUGAUUUGGAGAGGCUGGAUCGACCUACAGAGGCUGGAUGGGAUGGGAUACCUGGAGUAUGAUGAUGAGAGAGCACAGCAUGAGGACGCUUUGGCCCAGGCAGCUUUUGAAGAGGCUCGCCGCAGAACCAGAGACUUUGAAGACAGAGACCGAUCACACAGAGAGGAUCUAGAGUCCAGACGACAGCAGGACCCCAGCCCUGGCUCAAACAUGGCCAACGCUGAUGUGGAGCACAAGAUGCGCUGAGGAGGAGGAUGACGAUGAGGAAGUUGUGGAGGGAGGAAGAGGCGAAAACCAGGGCUGGCAGUCCAUUCAUUUUCAACACAAUCAACUGGGGGAAAAAAAGUCAAAACGAAACUGCAGUUGUAGACCAAUUGUUCAUCAUUAUUUCCUAACAGGUUUGAUAUGAUCAUUUUUACAUGCCAACCAUUUUUUCAAUAUUUGAAUGUAGAAGAAAAUAAAAUUCCUGAAUUGAUUGAAUUGAAAGUGAAUAAAAGCCAUAGAAAAGAGGGAUUAAAAGGGUUAUGGCCACAACAGACCUGGACAAAAAGUAGUUGAAUAUAUUUUAAUACAGAGGAAGGAACAUGAGCAGUUGAUUUAGCAUUAUAUUGUAACUGUGACACAUACAGAGUUGACGUUGUUUCUUGAGUCAGAUGAGAGUUGCAGAUAUAAAAAGGAAAGAUCAGAUAUUUUUUGUCCAGGUCUGAGAGGAUUUGAUGUGUAGGGGUAGUUUCCAGUACCAAAAGUAUAUUUUCUAUUAAUACACGAUGUUGAAAAUAGAGGGAGAGGGGUCACAAGGGGGUAAAGAUGUUGUUAACGGGGGAGGAGGAAGAGAGACAGAAUCUUUGUUUGGCUCAGGGUCACGAUCGGGGCUUAUUGGUCAGGAUUACCAGUAGAGCAUGCAUCAAAAGUGAGGUGUUGACAGUCUGUGAAAAAAACGAUUCUGCAUUGUUCAGUGUUGUGCAACACUUCACAUUUGUGAACAUGCCCUUGUUAACCCACACUAUAUCCAGCUCACUUCCUGAAACCUGCUGUUUUCUGAGACCAAAGUUCACUUUG
Messenger RNA from Seriola dumerili (greater amberjack), 1652 nucleotides. It is a transcript of the gene cbfb, whose product is annotated as core-binding factor beta subunit. The coding region runs from base 273 to 839 and encodes 188 amino acids. The record is from RefSeq and is a predicted model, not a curated record. Gene Ontology annotation, biological process: regulation of transcription by RNA polymerase II. Lineage: Eukaryota; Metazoa; Chordata; Actinopteri; Carangiformes; Carangidae. Gene Ontology annotation, molecular function: transcription coactivator activity; sequence-specific DNA binding. The transcript is spliced from 6 exons. Gene Ontology annotation, cellular component: core-binding factor complex; nucleus.